AUGGAUGCAGCAUGUUCCUUUUUCGAUGCCUCUCUUCCACAGCCCUUCCCGCUACCUUCCGCCUCACCCCACCCUCUAGCGACGCCCGCCCUGGACCAUUGCCCUCACCUGGACCUGAGCUUUGCUGGAACCUUCCUGCCAACUGACGUGUCACCGCCCUCUGCCACGCUGCCCAGGACCGCGCCCAAGUUUCGUUUGCCCUCGUUUGACAUCCUAGGCAUUGCUGCGCCCCACCCUGAUCGCCCCCCGUUGCACCCAACGUAUUCGUUCUCGUCACUGGGCGCCGGACCACUAUCGAAACCAGAAGACCCUCUCCAUGCCCUCAGCCCACCGUUGGAAUUCCGCCGUCAAGCUGACAAGUCCGUCAGGCCUCCCGCCGCCAGCCCAAAGGCUACCAGGAAGCAGGUGGAACACCAGGUGCCGACCUUUACUCCUCCGUCGGAGCCGGGGACGUUCGAUUGGGGCUCGCUCGUGAGAGUGAGGACAGCGGGUGCAGGCUCCCCACCCAGCUCAGAGCCCGGAGUAUCGCCAAAUCUGACUCUCACGGGAAGCGCGACGGGGCCAGGGCAAGCUCCGAUCGUUGUUCCGACUUACGCAGCUGAAUUAAGCGAGGCGGUUAGGAUGGCAUCUUGGGUUCAGAACAUCAAGAACAUCCUCACCACCGAGUCAGACACCCUAGACCUCGCCCAAGUCAGAGUUCUGUCGCACGCCCUCCCCUGCCCGUCGCUGACGGGUCACCUGUUCAGUCAAGUCAUCGCAGCCAUUCACGACAGGACCAACUCGCAGACCUCCUGGAUCAAUGUCUUCCAUGCCGUACCUGGUCGAUUCACGCUCUCUGAUCUCCCGAAGUCGCCGCCUUCGACCCCAGGUCCGGUUAUCGGCGGGGAAGAGUACUUCACCUCGAAGGUCUUUGACAGCGCCGUCGCCAUCCCCGACUACCAGCUCGAUUCGAAACUCUUGCCCCCGUCUCCGCAACCGGUCGUCCCUCCAGGCAGCAUCAACAUCUCGCUAGUCGAGCGAUACAUACCUCCCACUAACUACAACGAGUACGCCGAGAUGUUUGCUUCCCAGGGGCGGUCGCUGCUGUACGAUCGGCUGGUAGAGCUUUCGCCUGACAACGGGACGCUUUUGUUCGUAUAUCCCACGCGGACCGGUGGACGGACGUUCAUGAAGGAGUACCUUGGGCCAAUUCUGGAUCCGCUGCUGCGGACGGUGACAAUCAUCCAUGACCUGACAUCCGACCUCGGGAAGAAUCUCGGCACCAUGACCUCAGUGGAUUACUUAGACGAGUACGAUCAAAUGGUGGCGCACGUCGAGCAGUUCUGUACAAAGUUGAACGGCAGUGGCUCGAGUCGGAGGAGCAUCAACGAGCAGCAAGCGACCUACGAGCUGAUCCACGCCUCGAAGGAAGAGAUGGUGCUCGAGCGAUCGGCAUGGGCGGACGACUGGUGGAUUAAGCAGGAGAAGCCCAGGGUCCGUGAGGUGGUCACGAAGUACUUCCGGAAGGCGUCUCGACUUCCCACUAGUACUGAGAUGACGAGUGCGCACCUGAUCGAGGAAGUACUGAACGGCGUCUCGAAGCGCGAGUAUCUUGGCGGAGGUCCAAAGAAGGGCGUCGAGGUUGGUGUGUUCAUCAUCAAGAAGACACGGUCCACGUAG
Molecule: messenger RNA, 1659 nt
Organism: Didymella exigua CBS 183.55
Lineage: Eukaryota; Fungi; Ascomycota; Dothideomycetes; Pleosporales; Didymellaceae
Exons: 2
Coding region: 1-1659 (552 amino acids)
Source: RefSeq, a predicted model, not a curated record